Molecule: messenger RNA, 669 nt
Organism: Danaus chrysippus (African queen)
Lineage: Eukaryota; Metazoa; Arthropoda; Insecta; Lepidoptera; Nymphalidae
Source: the annotation of a GenBank genome assembly
AUGGUAGACCCAAUAUUUGAUUACCAGUUUAGGCUUAUUUUAAUCGGGGAUAGCACGGUAGGCAAGAGUUCUUUGCUGAAAUAUUUUACAGAUGGAAAAUUCGCAGAGCUAUCCGAUCCAACUGUGGGGGUUGACUUUUUCGCUCGUAUUAUCGAAGUUCAGGACGGUACAAGAAUUAAAUUACAACUCUGGGACACUGCAGGUCAGGAAAGGUUUAGGUCGAUCACGAAAUCUUAUUAUAGGAACUCAGUUGGAGCUCUUUUAGUUUACGACGUGUGUAAUCGAUCCAGUUUCGAACACAUACCUUUAUGGAUGAUGGAAGCAAAGAGACAUAUAGAACCACAUCGACCAGUGUUUGCAUUAGUCGGGUGUAAAGUUGACCUUGUUGGAUCUGACAAUAAGAAUGGAGCAAGAAGAGAAGUAUCAUGUGAGGAGGCCAGGAUGUUUGCUGAAGAAAAUGGACUUCAUCAUGUCGAAACAUCGGCAAAGACUGGCCUGAAUGUGGAACAAGCAUUCAUACUUGUGGCUCAAGAAGUUUAUAAUCGCAUACAAACGGGUGAGUACAAAGUUGAGGAUGGCUGGGAUGGAAUAAAGACAGGUUUUAACCAACCGAAUGGUAUGGAUUUCAAUCUACUUGAAGCGGAAACUGUUCAAUCUACCUGCUGUUAG